Molecule: messenger RNA, 2705 nt
Organism: Eleginops maclovinus (Patagonian blennie)
Lineage: Eukaryota; Metazoa; Chordata; Actinopteri; Perciformes; Eleginopidae
Product: UDP-glucuronosyltransferase 2A1-like
Exons: 7
Coding region: 212-2437 (741 amino acids)
Molecular function (GO): glucuronosyltransferase activity
Source: RefSeq, a predicted model, not a curated record
CACACACACACACACACAGCUCAAAUUACUUCAGUGUUGAAAUUCACUUCCUUAUCCGUCCGUUAUUUUAUUCAGUCUAUCUAAUUAUGCAGUAACAACUACAUUAUGUUUUUAUUUACUUGCCAGAGUUCAGCUUUGUUUGGUUAAUGAUUACUUUUCUAGGAGCACGUUUGAAAAGGGUCAGACUUCAAUUACCUUACAUACAGGCAACAUGGAGCCGGAGCAGCAUCUCUCAGUUUGUAUCCUGCUGCUACUUUCUGUGACAUGGAGCGCAAACGGAGGUAACAUUUUGGUGUGGUACACUGAAGGCAGCCACUGGAUUAACAUGAAGCCGGUGCUGGAGACGUUGGUCGACAGGGGACACCAGGUGAAAGUUUUGAUCCCAAGCACGUCCAUGUUCAUGAACUCUAGUGAACCUUCUCGCUUUGGCUAUGAACCCUUUAACGUCUCUGUCUCAAAGGAGACCAUUGAGGCGUUAAUUGAAGAGUUCCUUCACUUCGCCGUCUACGAGAUGGAUCAUAUGAGCUACUUGCAGAUUUACAUUAGAUUCAUAGAUCUGAUGAAGGUAAACAUGCAGAAUUCUUUGAAAAUUUUGGAUGGUGUCCUUAAAUCAGAAACCAUCAUGAAGAAGUUGAAGGAGGGAAAAUAUGACCUUCUUCUGGCUGACCCCAUUUACCCCGGCAGUGACUUACUAGCAGAGAUUUUGGGCAUCCCCCUGGUCUUCUCUCUGCGCUUUACCAUUGCCAAUAUCUGUGAAAGACAUUGUGGUCAGCUCCCUGCUCCUCCCUCCUUUGUCCCUGGAGCUAUGAGCAAACUGACGGACAAGAUGGACUUCUCGGAGAGGGUGUGGAACUUCCUCUUCUACGCUUGGCAAGACUUUGUGAUGAGUAACGUUUUUUGGAAACAACUUGAUAAAUACUACUCUGAAGUCAAAGGCAGCCACUGGAUUAACAUGAAGCCGGUGCUGGAGACGUUGGUCGACAGGGGACACCAGGUGAAGGUUCUGAUCCCAAGCACGUCCAUGUUCAUGAACUCUAGUGAACCUUCUCGCUUUGGCUAUGAACCCUUUAACGUCUCUGUCUCAAAGGAGACCAUUGAGGCGUUAAUUGAAGAGUUCCUUCACUUCGCCGUCUACGAGAUGGAUCAUAUGAGCUACUUGCAGAUUUACAUUAGAUUCAUAGAUCUGAUGAAGGUAAACAUGCAGAAUUCUUUGAAAAUUUUGGAUGGUGUCCUUAAAUCAGAAGCCAUCAUGAAGAAGUUGAAGGAGGGAAAAUAUGACCUUCUUCUGGCUGACCCCAUUUACCCCGGCAGUGACUUACUAGCAGAGAUUUUGGGCAUCCCCCUGGUCUUCUCUCUGCGCUUUUCUAUAGCCCACAACUGGGAGAGAUAUUGUGGUCAGCUCCCUGCUCCUCCCUCCUUUGUCCCUGGAGCUAUGAGCAAACUGACGGACAAGAUGGACUUCUCGGAGAGAGUGUGGAACUUCCUUUACUACGCUUUGCAGGACACUGUGCAGCACCACAUUUUUUGGAAAGAACUUGAUAAAUAUUACUCCAAAGUCAAAGGAACACCCACCAGUGCCUGUGACACGAUGGGUAGAGCAGAUAUCUGGUUGAUGCGAACCUACUGGGAUUUUGAUUUCCCUCGUCCUUUCCUCCCUAACUUCAAAUUUGUUGGUGGAAUCCACUGCAGACCAGCUAAGCCUUUACCAGAGGAUAUGGAAGAGUUUGUGCAGAGCUCUGGAGAUGCUGGAAUUGUUGUCUUCACCUUGGGAUCCCUCAUCAAGAACAUUACUACAGAGAAGGGAGACAUGGUCGCCUCAGCCCUCGCUCAGAUCCCACAAAAGGUGCUUUGGAAAUACAGUGGCGAAAAACCAGCGACUCUUGGUGCCAACACCAGAAUAUACAACUGGAUCCCUCAGAAUGACCUGCUGGGUCACCCCAAGACCAGAGCUUUCAUCACCCAUGGUGGCACAAAUGGGAUUUAUGAAGCCAUCUACCACGGUGUUCCCAUGGUGGGCAUCCCCAUGUUCGGUGACCAGCCAGACAACAUGGUCCAUAUGAAAGCUAAAGGAGCUGCACUCUCUGUAGACCUAAACUUCAUGAAAACCGAGGACCUUAGAGAUGCUGUCAACACUGUCAUCAAUGAUAAAUCGUACAAGGAGAAGGCCGUGUGGUUGUCUAGUAUCUUCCACGACAGACCAAUGAGUCCUCGGGAUGAGGCUGUGUUCUGGAUCGAGUUCACCAUGAGGAACAAAGGAGCGGAGCACCUGAGGGUCCAGGCCCAUGAACUCACCUGGUACCAGUAUCACAGCCUGGAUGUCGUGGCCUUCCUCCUUGCCAUUGAUCUGUUCCUCAUACUCCUCUUCAUCAAGACUUGCAGUUUCUGCUUCCGGAGGUGCUGUGGCAGAAAGGGAAAGAUGAAGAGGAAGGCUGAGUAAAUGACCGAAUAAGAUGCAGCUGGUAAUGAACAGAUGGAUGAAAAAAACACCUGGUAGUUCAGUAGCUGUCUUUAGUCUAAAACAUGUUAUCUCAUCACUAUGCCCUGGAUUAUAAUGUAUUGCUUAGCACUGAUAAUACCCACAAUGCUGAAACAAGUAAUUACGUUUAAAAAAAGGUAUAGUUAUUUUGUAACAAAAUGCGUAUCUGGUAUUGAUUAAUUGUUCUUUGUUUCAAUAAACCAAAGUUAUAUUGUAUUUAUUAAAACCA